AUGAGAUCAAAAGGCAUUGUAGGCUGUGCGGCCAGCUUGCUUCUCGCGACGACGGUUUCAGCUGCACAAAUCACAACGCAUUUGUCCAAAAAUGCAAAGGAUCUCUUUGACUGGUCGAUUUAUGUCAACGACCUGCGCUGGGAUGAUUCUUACAAGUACAUCUGGUACUCCGACAAUGGGCCUUGGUCAACUCGCUUCACGGCCUGGUAUGUCGCUGGUCUUCUGUAUCGAAAUCAGGGGGAAGACCUUUCCAAUGCGAAGGCAGCCAUUGAGAACAUUCUAUCAUGCCAGAUGACCGAGAGCUACGAUUCGGCCUGGUACGGUACAUUCAAGCUCUCGCCAGACGAGCCAUACCCAACUCCGCAGUCGGAUCUAUAUUCUCCAAGCAUUUAUAAUACAUAUGAUCCCAAUUGGAGAGAAUUUAUCGGCACGCAGCUCGUCCAGAUUGUUGAAGAGUUUUCCGACAUGCUAGGGGACAGCCUCGUGUCGCGCAUCGAAGACAGCCUAGAAAUCGCUGCUGUUGGCUCUAUGCGCCGUAAUGGCUCGUUCCCGGAAGGCGACAACCUGACCCCAGCCUACUCCAACCCGGGUCUCAUGCGUGCCUGGUACGUUUCAUGGAUCGGUGAGCGCCGCAAUAACGAGACUUUCAUCGAUUAUGCCAACCAGCAAGGCGAUAUUCUUCUAGAUCUCUUCAAGUCCACUGGUUCGAACGUGCUGUCGGAGUACAACGCGCCUACAUACUAUGGAAUGGACAUUUGGGCACUUGCAGGCGCCAUCAAAUACGGCCCAAAGAAUGCUACAAUGACUCAAAACGCCCACAUCAUGCUGACUGAUCUCUGGGAAGAUAUCGCGGACCACUACAACCCUUAUCUUGCCCGAAUGGCGGGACCGUAUGACCGUGCCUAUACUCGUGAUAUGGUCACAAACUCUGCUGUUAUUGACUAUUUCUGGUGGGGACUGUACGGUUACGGCAACGGACCUCAGCCCAACAAACUCGAAGCAGAUCUGCUAUAUGAUAUUGCUCAAGGGGCGGCAUUGGCCCUGGUUGUCGAUGUUGUUGCCGACCACAUCUCAAAGGAAAACGCAACAUGGCUUGCAUCCCGUGAAGACUGGCAAGGAGACCGUAUGAUCACAAAGAGUAUCCCGGAUGCCCUCAGCGAUGACGCAGAGGUUCGUAUCGCAACUACUUGGAUCAGCUCUCCUCUCAUGAUUGGCGCCGAACAAGUCAACGAGACCGUCAACCGUGGAGUACAAUACGUUCCGGCCAUCGUUCAGUGGGCAGGAGACAGAGACCACACUCCACAACCGUAUAUGACAUUCUUUAGUCUCUACCCUACUGCAUCUACCAUAAAGGCCGUUGCAGGUCCUAGAAGCCUGGAGAUCUCGUAUCCUAAUACUACUCAAGACGGUACUGACAUUUUUACCUAUGCCCUCGCGCAGGUCCCACCGAGCUGGACUCUUAACAAGAAGAAAGUUGUCAACGGCCUCGAAGAUGUCCCUUGUCUCGAUGUCAACAUUACCGCUGAUGGGUUGGUAAAACAGCCCGUCAUUUACGGCGCUACUGUUGAGGACAACAGAGUGUACAACGUCUCUUACAUUGUUCCUUCCAACUUCACGGGUAUACCCAAGAUGUCAUUCAGCUUCAAGUAUACUUGUUGA
Talaromyces amestolkiae is the source of this 1659-nucleotide messenger RNA. RefSeq lists its product as uncharacterized. The transcript has 6 exons. NCBI's taxonomy places the organism in Eukaryota, Fungi, Ascomycota, Eurotiomycetes, Eurotiales, Trichocomaceae. The record is from RefSeq and is a predicted model, not a curated record. Bases 1 to 1659 code for a protein of 552 amino acids.